Staurois parvus is the source of this 305-nucleotide messenger RNA. NCBI's taxonomy places the organism in Eukaryota, Metazoa, Chordata, Amphibia, Anura, Ranidae. The record is from the annotation of a GenBank genome assembly.
CACAAAUGUAUAAACUGUGCAGUGAGCAGUUAUCACAACAAGAUCACUAUGAUUUUGGAAUGAGAGCUGUAAAAUCUGUCCUGGUCAUGGCUGGCUCACUCAAAAGAGAACAUCCAAAUUUAAAUGAGGAUGUUGUCCUUAUUCGUGCUUUACGGGACUCAAAUCUACCAAAGUUUUUAACAGAUGAUGCUGAACUCUUCAGUGGCAUCAUAUCUGACCUCUUCCCUGGAGUUAUUAUUCCUGAACACGACUAUGGUUCUUUACAGUCUACCAUCAUAGAUGUAAUGCUUGCCCGGGGUCUACAG